Molecule: messenger RNA, 2452 nt
Organism: Sardina pilchardus (European sardine)
Lineage: Eukaryota; Metazoa; Chordata; Actinopteri; Clupeiformes; Clupeidae
Gene: c5h5orf15
Product: chromosome 5 C5orf15 homolog
Exons: 3
Coding region: 67-1197 (376 amino acids)
Source: RefSeq, a predicted model, not a curated record
AAAACCUCACAGUAGUCGUGUUGCAGUGGAGUGGAGUUUGCCCUCAUAACAUUCGUUCCCCUCAAGAUGGCCACUUCACGGAAGAUGGGACGAAAAUUGGUGUUUCUUGGAGUUUAUAUAGGGUUUAUCAUGCUACAGUGUCAUAUCCUUACGUGUAGCUCUGCGCCCCUCGACAACACAGCAGAGGACAACAUAUCUACCACUGUGAACGUGGAAGAGGAAGUGGCAGAGCCUGUUAACGUAACGGUUGCAGAUUCUACUCCGGACAGUGCUGCGCCGACUCUGCCGAAGUCACCUCCUGCUGUCUCAGCCCCGUCAGAGUCAGAGUCAGAGUCGACCCCAGCAAAGCCUAUCUCUACCAAAUCAGAUUUAGUUUUGAGCUCAGCAAAGCCAGUGUCAAACCCUUCCAGUUCAAAUCUGAGUGGGCCUGCAGAGGCUCCAGAGGCUACAGAGGCUCCAGAUGCUACAGAGGCUCCAGAUGCUGCGUCUAAGGAAUCUAAUGACGGUGAAGGUGAUGGCACCCCCCAAGCGCCUACAGCCACCAAAGCAACAACCCCGAGUCCUGCCAAACCCACCGCCGCUUCCGAACCUAAAGGCAGUGCCACCAGCACACCGACCGCACCUCCCGCCAAAUCCUCCGCGUCUCCCACACUGCACGCCGCCGUCACUGACCUGAACGUCCCGCCGAAGCGCGCGAGCACCCCGCAGUCUACGCCCACCAGCAGCCCACGCCAGGAGGGCGACGACGAGGAGGGCGAGGAGGGCGACGACGACUACAAGGAGGAGUACGGAGACGAGGCCACGCUGGACGCCCGCGCCGCCGCCGGAGAGGAUAACAACAACGACAACGACGAGGAGCCAGCCAAUGACAUCAUCGAGCUUGGCGACGGUGAUGAUGAGUACGAUCAAAUUGUGCCGAAGACCAACCAAAAGAAGUUUGGUGGUGAGCAGGAUGCCACCAUUUACGCAAACCCGGAUGAGGACACGCACUUCUUUGUUCACCUGGUCAUCAUUGCCUUCCUGGUGGCUAUUGUGUACAUUACCUAUCAUAACAAGCGAAAGAUAUUCCUGCUCGCCUCGAGCCGUCGCUGGAGGGACGGCCUGUGCUCUCGCGGCGGCGUCGAGUAUCGCCGACUCGACCAGAACGUCAAUGAAGCCAUGCCCUCGCUGAAGAUGACCAAUGAUUACAUCUUUUAGAGCCUGUGGCUUUCCGAGGAGAAAGACACGUGGGGUUUAGAGAGCUGGUGGUGAGGUUUCAUCCCUUUCUGUUUUCACUUCUACAGUGGAGCCCCGGGGUUUCACAUUGUUUGCUCGUCCACGCAAUUGUUUUCUUUUUUUGUUGUUGUUGUUGUUGUUUUUUUCUUUUGCAGAAACUAUCUCUUUCUGAAUCUUUUUGGAGCUUUUGUUGGUCUCCAAAGACUGUAUUUAAAACAUGUUUCUUCCCUGCUGUCUUAAAGGUUUUAUUGCACAAUUGAUUGUGGGUAAUGGUGGGUAAUGGGGCACCACGUGUGGCCAUAAUGUAAAGUAGAUUAUUAAAAAGAUUAAGAUUAUUAAAAUGAGAUUCUCACACAAGUGGAAUGAGAGCGCAGAGUCACACAUGUGAAAUGUAGACCCACCUGAAGCUUGGAGCGGAGAUCUUGCGUUGCUGUUAUGGACAGCACCAAAUGCAAUAUUAUUAUGACUUAUUGUUAUCAUUUCUUGACGGGAGAUGGAAAAAGAAAUAUCAAAGUAAGAGCACUUCAACAAUAGGAAGUGUUUUUUUUUUGUUCUUUUGUCUUCGACAACGAUUUAUCAUCUCCACAAUAUCAGUGCAUCAGGCCGUAUCGUAGACUUGCUCAUGUUUUGGCGAUGCAUCUCAACACCUGUCCCUUUUUUAUAUAUUUGAAUUUGAGUUAUGACUUCAGUGAAGUCUCUUGAAAUGAGGAUGUUGUGACUGUUUGCAGUUGUUGAGAUGAAAGGUGUCUGUUUUCUUUGCGGUUUUGUGGGCUUUGAUCCUUUCACAUAAGUCUUGUUGUUAUAUGUGGCCACAUAUUCUCAAAGGAUGCUGUAUUACUUCAGGAGAGAUUGAAUUUCGACUCACAACAAAGUGCAAAAGUAGGUAAGCUACUUUUGCAAGCUCUCUGCCACGUCAGUGAGGGCCCACAACAUGAAUCCUAUUGUCAACACCACAUAGGUGGUAUUUGUAAUCUCGUUGAGCAUUAAUAUGUACUGGUGUUGGUAAAAUGUUGAAGAGAAUGGUCCUGCAGUCAGUGAAAUGGUGCAGAGAAUGGUACUGGAGUCUGUAAAAUGGUGGAUGAUAGAGUGGUAAACAUAUUCUUAACCAGUGUCUGUAACAGUAAUCCGGUGUGGGAACAAUGACCACGACAGGCAUGAUGUGUUUCUUUGUGCCUAUGCUGAACUUAGCUGUAGGCAUUAUUCACCCUUUUGUUAUUAAAGCACAACUGUAAAUAUA